This is a messenger RNA of Condylostylus longicornis, 1953 nucleotides long. RefSeq names its product tetratricopeptide repeat protein 30 homolog (gene Ttc30). Gene Ontology annotation, cellular component: intraciliary transport particle B; axonemal microtubule. Bases 1 to 1953 code for a protein of 650 amino acids. Lineage: Eukaryota; Metazoa; Arthropoda; Insecta; Diptera; Dolichopodidae. The transcript has 11 exons. Gene Ontology annotation, molecular function: protein binding; intraciliary transport particle B binding. Gene Ontology annotation, biological process: intraciliary transport. The record is from RefSeq and is a predicted model, not a curated record.
AUGUUUGAAAUUUCAAGAAAAGGUGGAAUCACAAAAACUAUUUAUUCAUUGAUAAAAGAGAAACGAUUUGAAGAUGUAGUUGAAAUUUUAUCAAAUUUUAAAGAUAUUCAAACAUCAAGAGCUGGAUUAUCGAUUUUAGCCCAUUCCUAUUAUAAUUUACAAAAAUUUAUUGAUGCUGCCAAUUGUUAUGAGAUACUUUGUGAUUUAGCUCCCAAAGAAGAAAAAUAUAAGUUCUAUUAUGCUCAAUCAUUAUAUCAGGCUGGAAUUUUCGAAGAAUCAUUGAAAAUAUUAAAACAAAUAACAUCCGAUGAAUUAAAGCAACAAGUGCUACAAUUACAAAGUACAAUACAAUAUUCAGAAGAAGAAUAUUCAAUGUGUCAGGCAACACUGGGCCAAAGACCACAAGAUAGUUCUGAUACAGCUAAUGAUGAGGGUUGCCUAUUAUAUCAGGCUGAAAUAUACGAUGGUGCGUUAAAAAAAUUUCAUUCUGCUUUGCAAAUGGGCGGUUUUAAUCCCUUAAUUGCUUAUAAUAUUGCGCUAUGUCACUACAGAAUGAAACAGAAGGCCCAGUCAAUGAAUUAUAUUAGUGACAUAAUGGAAAGAGCUAUAAGAAAUUAUCCGGAGCUUGGAAUUGGAUCGCAACAUGUCUUAGAAACCAAUGAUACACGAGGAAAUAUUAAUUUGACAACACUUUCAUUAUCUGCUCUAACACAAGCCCUAAAUUUGAAAGCAGCCAUUGAAUAUCAAGAUGAGAAUGUUGAAGGUGCUAGAGAAGCACUUUUAGAUAUGCCACCUAGAAUGGAAAGUGAACUUGAUCCUAUCACAUUACAUAAUAUGGCUUUAACUGAUCCAGAAGGACCAGGAGCUGGAUUAAAAAGAUUAGCAUUUCUAUUAGAAUUGGGACCAUCGGUUUGCCCAAAAGAAGCUUUAGGAAAUAUUCUUUUAUUAUGUUGUAAACAUGAAAUGUAUGAUACAGCUGCUGAUAUUUUAGCUGAAAAUGCUCAUUUAACUUAUAAAUUUUUAUCUCAAUAUUUAUAUGAUUUGUUGGAUGCAUUAAUAACAGCUCAAACAUCAACAGAAAAUGCUGAAAAGAAAUUGGGAACGUUAGCAUCAGGUUUAGCUGCUAAAUUACGUACUCUGGCAGCACAAGUUCAAGAAGCACGCGGUAAUACAGAUCAAAAUGUUUUAAGAAAUGCAUUAAAAGAAUAUGAAGAGAUUUUAGAGAGAAAUUACUUACCUGUAGUAUUGGCAAGAGCUUGGUUAUAUUGGCGUGAAGAUGAUUUUAUUGGAGCUGAAAAAGAAUUUAGAACUAGUGCUGAAUUUUGUUCAGAAAAUCAAAUAUGGAGAUUACAUGCUGCUCAUGUAUUAUUUAUGCAAGGUGAUAAAUACAAAGAGGCAGCAGCUUUUUAUGAACCAAUUGUUAGACAAUAUUCACACGAGAUUAUUAAUGUUUCUGCAGCAGUUUUAGCAAAUUUAUGUGUGUCGUAUAUUAUGACAUUUCAAAAUGAAGAAGCUGAAGAAUUAAUGAGAAAAGUUGAAAAAGCUGAAGAAGCCAAGGGGAAUGCAGAAAAACAAUUAUUACAUCUUUGUAUUGUAAAUUUGGUUGUUGGUACUUUAUAUUGCUCAAAAUCGAAUUUUGAAUUUGGUUUAUCAAGAAUUGCACAUGCAUUAGAAGGUGGUUCUGGACCAAGAUUAUGUGCUGAUACAUGGAUACAUGUAAAACGUUGUGUUUUGGGUUUAUUAACAGGUAUGGCAAAACAAAUUAUUGUUUUACCAUAUCCAGCAAUACAAGAAAUUUUAACAUUCCUUCAUUCAUGUGAAAUUCAAGGAUUGUUAACACCAUCAAGUAUUCCAAUAAUACCACAUGAUUUUGAUAAUGAAAUACCAACAAUUGGUAUGGAAGCAAGAAAACUCCGUGUGAUUUUAAAAAAGCUGGUAGAAUAUGAAAAAUAA